Molecule: messenger RNA, 3919 nt
Organism: Canis lupus familiaris (dog)
Lineage: Eukaryota; Metazoa; Chordata; Mammalia; Carnivora; Canidae
Exons: 3
Coding region: 1160-1900 (246 amino acids)
Source: RefSeq, a predicted model, not a curated record
GGCCGCCGAAGCUUCCGUGGGGGACGGCCGCGGCCGUUGUCUCAGCAACGGACACUGAGGGGGCCCCGAGUGACACCCUGAGGCCCUGCCUCAAGGGGACCGUGUGUCUCCGCGGGGCCUCCCCAGCCUGACGGGUGCGCCCACGUGUGAUGUUGUGCAGCCACCUGCUGGGCGGGAUGGGAACCGAGCGACUCCGCCUUAAAGGCCUUAAAACUGGUUUCUGCUCUUCCAGGGAAAUGCGUCUGAGCACUUGGCCCGGGGUAGGGUCACUCCCCACGGAUUGUUCAGGGCCUCUGUUACGCAGAUUUUUUUUUAAGAUUUUGUUUAUUUAUUUGACACAGAGAGAGAAAGAGAGCACAAGCAGGGGGAGCGGCAGGCAGAGGGAGAGGGAGAAGCACGCUCCCCACGGAGACGGGACUCGAUCCCAGGACCCCAGGAUCAUGACCUGAGCCAAAGGCAGACGCCUCACCGACGGAGCCCCCAAAUUUCUCUUUAGUAAAAAAGAAAAUAGCCCGUUGAUGUUACCUUGGCUUACGUAUAGUAGGUAAGGGAGGGUCGGGGGAGACCAAACCCUUCCCAUUCUGAGGCUUGGCUCAAGUGACUUUCAGAAAAAGGUGGAUUAGGUGGAGAAAAGGUAUUGAGUUGGGGCCUGGAGGUGAAAGAGGAUCUCCACUGAUGCCACCCCAAUUCCAGAACCUUCCAUCCUGUGUAGAAGCGCUCACUGGCCUGGAUUCCAGGGGUCCCCACCAAUCUGGCCAGGAGGUGGUAUGUCUCAGGGACUCCACAGCUCUGCUCCACAGCUCUGGAUGCCCAGGGAGCCCCAAGAGCAGCUCACCCCAGCGAGGUGGUGACAUCAGCCCAAGGGCAGCUUCUCAGUGGAUGCUGGAUCCUGACGCCUGAACCUCCACGGCCAGUGCCUGCAGUUCCCCAACCAGAAGGAGCGGCCAGGGCACGGCCCUGGAGCAGGCGCUCCGUGGACGAUACUUCCAUGCACCCUCGGUCCACAGAGCACCGGUGACCCCAUCCAUCCUCCCCUUUCUCAGAGUCCCUGCUUCUGGAACCCACUGCCACCCCAAUCUCCAAGCCACGAAGAGUGACAUUGUUCCUAAAAACAAAGAAACCAACCAACAAAUACAUCACGUGGAAAUGGAGACGUUAAAUGAACCAAGAGAAUUUACCAUUGUCAGAGGUCCAGCCAUCCGGUGCCUCUGACUACACAAUGGCAAAUCUGAUGAUCUUUGUAGAGAUUGCUCUGGCUGCUGCCAAGGAGAAGCGAGCAAGGAAGCAAUACACAUCUUUGACUCUUGCCUCUCUCUUCCACAUCCAGCUCCUCCCUGCUUCUGGAACCAACGGCCUUCAAAACACAGCCUCCCCCCCGCCCCGCAGCAGGACUUCGUCGUCUGCCUGUAACGCCGGCCACCCCAUUCCUGCCCAUGCAGAUCCCGCACGGUCCUCCGCGGCCCUACCCCGCAUGACUGGCUCACUGCCCUGUGAGGCCUCCAGUACUUGUCACCCAUGUUGCCCGGCAGGCCGUGCCAUGUGGGCGGGAACUGCGUCCGGCUUGCUCACUUGUCUACCCAGCAUGCCCAGCAUGGGGCCUGGCACACGGUAUACAGCACACAGUGUGCUCAGAGUGGUCACCAGUUGGCUCCGUUGUGUUCAGUCAGCGACACCGCCUCUUGAGCUGCAUCUGAAUCUGACCGUGUCUCAGGACUUCUCCUGCGUCCUCCUUAGAACAAGCCACCACCGUUUCCACUCUGUGGGUAACUACAGCAGCCUCCUGCCCUCUGUUCUCUCUUCUCUCUUCCUCCUCCACCACCCAGCAGCCAGAAUAUUUCAGGAACACAUGCCAAGACCACUCUGGCCCCAGGGCCUUUGCCCUUGCUGUGUCCUCUCCUAGUGGCCACGUGGCUCAUCUCCUCUCAGUCAGGUCUCUGUUGAAAUGUCACCUCAGCAGAGAGGAUUUCUCUGAGCACAUCUGAUACAAUGCAGCAUGGCCUCGUCUGUUCAUUCUGCUUGGAGCAGCAACACCUGUCACCUCCUGUCCUUUCAUUGUGCUUUAUUUCUCUUCAUAGUUCUUAUUACUGUUGCUGUUAUUUUAGUCAUUUCUUUAUUAUCUGGCUCCUCACACUCAAAUAUAAGCCCCAGUAGCACAAGGAUGGCAUGUGUUUGGUCACUGCUCCAUCCCAGGUCCCGGAGCUGCACCCAAUAUCUAGUUGUCAUUGGUUAGUAUUUGCUGAGUGAGUGAAUGAUGCAUCAAUGAAGGUGAGCUUUUCUCUCUAUCCCACAGGAUGAGGAGAGGCUUAGAUCUCCAGGGAGAGCAAGGAGUGGAUUCUGGAGGAGGAUCUCAGUCUAAGCAAAAACCCCAGGGGGGCCCUGGGUGGCUCAGUGGUUGAGCUUCUGCCUAUGGCUCAGGUCAUGAUCCCAGGGUCCUGGGAUUGAGGCCUGCAUCGGGCUCCCAACAGGGAGCCUGCUUGUCCCUCUGCCGGUGACUCUGCUUCUGUGUGUCUCUCAUGAAUAAAUAUAAUAUUUAAAGAAAAAAUAACCCUGGGAGAAGUCCCGUGGCAGAGCUAAAGUCUGAAGGCUUCCUAUACACACAACAGUACUGUGGUGGUUUUAAAAACACAUCCACAUAUUUUGGGGUACGCCUCCCUUCAAUAGGUGCAGCUUACUUCCCCUCCUGAGGGUGCAGGCUGGACUUACUGGCUUCUAACAAACGGAAGUGGUGGAAUGGCACCUCCAAGGUAUGAUAGAAGAAGCCUGUGGCUUCCCUCUGAGGGGUCUCUGUGUAGUUUUUCUCCAUCUCUCAGAUCACACUCUAUGGGGGAAGCUGGCUGCCAUGCCGUGAGCAUCCCCAUGGAUGGGUCUACACAGUAAGCAACUAAAGUCUCCAGGUGAUAGCCAAUGAUGAAUAGAAGCCUGUCCACAGCCACGUGAGUGGGCCUGGAAGCAGAUCCUGCGGUCCUGGAUGAGUCUGCCGCUCUAGCUGACUGUUUGACAGCAACCUCAUGACCAACCCAAAGCCGGAACCAUCCAGCCAAGCUGCUCCCAGGUUCCUGAUGCUCAGUGCCUAUGAUGUAGUAACUAUGUAUUGUUUUUUUGUUUUCGUUUUUGUUUUUAAAGAUUUAUUUAUUUAUUCAUUCAGAGAGAGAGAGAGAGAGAGGCAGAGACACAGGCAGAGGGAGAAGCAAGCCCCAUGCAAGAAGCCCGAUGCGGGACUUGAUCCUCGGUCUCCAGAAUCACGCCCUGGGCUGCAGGUGGCGCUAAACUGCUGCGCCACUGGGGCUGCCCUACUACGUAUUGUUUGAGGGUCAUUUGUUCCACAGCAAGAGAUGACUGAUACAGUCCGUCAGCGUGCUUUGCUCAGUCCCAUGCCAUAGGUAAUGCUGUAUCAUUGGUGGCUGUGAUACCAGUUCCUAAACUGGCUGCUGUUGGAGCAGGUGGGAAGAGCACAUGGCCAGUCCCUUCUGGGCACCAACAAUGUGGUUGGUGUGUGUAGUGAGAUAUAGGCUUCUGGGCUGGACUCGGCGAGAUUUAAUCUCACCGACUGUGUGAUCCGAAGCAAGUAUUUUAACAUUUCAGAAACUCCUUUUAAUCACUUAUAAAAUGGUAACAGUAAAGCAAUCAGGCAUGUGGUAAAGAUUACAGAGAUUAAUUCCGCCCACUGCUCAGCACAAGCUCUGCAUACUGCUACAGCUCAUUCUCUUUGCCGUUCUUUUUUCUUGCUACUCACGUGGCAAGUCUUCCCUGACUACUAACUCAUCUCAAAAUUCCAACUACAAAAAUCAUUCAUGAAUCUCAAGCCUUAUUUUUAUUUUUUUAUUAUUUACUUAUUCUUUUAGAGAGGGAGGUGGGGGAGGGGCAGAGGAAGAGAGAGAAUCUUUUAAAAAAAUAAAAAGAUUUCAUUUAUUUAUUUGUG